Schistosoma curassoni is the source of this 4786-nucleotide messenger RNA. NCBI's taxonomy places the organism in Eukaryota, Metazoa, Platyhelminthes, Trematoda, Strigeidida, Schistosomatidae. The record is from the annotation of a GenBank genome assembly.
ACUACUGACGGUGUUUUCAUUAUGAAGGGCUGUAUACAGUGUUUAAGAGUCAUACUAGUAGUUUUCAACUUCCUGGUUGUGCUUAUUGGGUUGGCCGUUUUGGGCUUUUCUGUUUACAUCUACCUGGAACCAGAGGCGCAGGACAUCAUACUUGCGUCGGGACAGCAACAUGCGGUACAAAUCAUGUUAUAUGCUCUUAUGGGUAUCGGUGGAAUUACUUUAGUAAUAGCGCUGUUUGGCUGUUGUGGUGCUUACCAUGAAUCGCAGUGUCUUUUGGGAACAUAUUUCACUAUCCUUAUAGUGAUCUUUGCAACUCAAGUAACAGGAGCCACAUUGGGUUAUUUAUACAGAGAGGAGAUUAUGAAAUAUGUCGAUGAUCGUAUGAGAGAAGGUAUUGAAGAGUAUUCAAUGCUACGUGAUCAACGUGAAAAUCCCGUACCGUUUAUGGAUUCAAUACAACGUAUGGUAAGUUAUUGUUUUCUCAGAAAAAUUUUAUCGAUAUUAUUUCAUGUUAAAACUUGUUCAUUCAUAUUUGUUGUUUUUGUUUCUAGACAUUGACUGUAAAUAAAUAAUAUUCGCUAAAAUUAACCAAAUUGUAUAGUGUAUUUUUUAUUUAUAUCGCUCCCACAUGCGAGAUUUAUUCAUAAAUUUUAUUAUUUAUUUUCACCAGUCUGAAACAUGACACAUGAAUAAGAAAAGCAAAUAAAGUUUGGUUUCGCUUAGUGUGCUGACAUUUUCAGCUUUUGAGUUUCGUAUUAAUUAAACUUAAUACUAAUUUGUUUGAUAUUUAUUAUUUAAGCUCUUAAUAAAUUCAAUUAGUAAUUUUUUUUUAUGGAUUCACUUCUACCUGAAGUUUGGGUUGACGAUGUCGUUCAGAAGAACGAUGAGAGCUCCACGACCAAACCAUCCAGCUCAGAGAACAAAGCUCUAUCAAAAUCAUCCACCUGAGCUACGAAUCUUCUCCACCAUCUCAGUUAGUAAUCAUAGAACUACAUAAUUUUGAUAAUUAACUAAAAUGUACACCGCAUUGUUAAUCGUUUCUUAGUUCAGUCACUGUAAGUGGUCUUCUGUGAAUUAUUUUUAUUCAAAAGUUCUAUUUAAUGUAAAAGUCAAAUCUUUAGAAUCUUAUCAAUAAAAAGAAAAACAAUGAGAGUACGUUUGCUUUCAGUUUAGUUUUAUGUGAUAUCAUAAAGUCUGACGGGAUUUACUGUAUGUAAAGGGUAUAAUAUUGGUCAUUUCAUAACGAUUUAUCCUUGUAAAUAAUAACUCAGACGACUACAUCAAGACAUGCGUUGUUUGUUCAGUAGACAAUAUAGCUGAAUGUUUUAUUAUACAGUUUUCCCCUUGAGAAAUUUGAAUAAAAUAACAACCAAGAAUGUGGUAGCAAAAUAUAGAUUUAUUCGUCUUGUAGGUUUUCUUCAGCUGCUUAAAACGUUGAUACAGUAGUAAUAAUUAUUUAGAUCCCGUAUUAAUACUUUACAUCAUAAUAAUGAAGACUGGUAAAAAUGCGAAAAAAUAUAGAAGGAUUACGAGGGUACUCUAGUGAUAAAUCAUUUUCAAAAUCUUUCCAAAUUAUCAAUACUCAAGCAACUUCGAAUUUUUUUAAUGUUCUUCAGGAGUCGUCUCUAUUAGAAGAGUGAAAUUAAUCCCAGGCAUCCAAAAGGAGAUAUACUUAUAUAUCUAACAUUACCCUAAUGACUCCAACUUCCAUCAACAGACUACAUCAUACCUUAUUUCAUGCUCUCAUCUAUAAAUUCCUUUCCUUCAUUCUUGUGUCAUUUUCUUGGCUUUACUCAUUUUAUCCUAUUAAUAUACCCGUUUCUAAAAUUGUUGUCACGCAACUUUUUACAUUAAUUUUCAUUUUAGAGAAACUUGUGUUCAAAUUUUUCUUAUUAGUUAACAUGUAUAUGUUUUCUAGAAAUCUUAUUCACUUACUGACUUGAAUUUGCUAAUCUCCGUGUAUAUGGAUAUGUUUCAACUAAAUUAUACAAUUGUUUUCAGGUUGACAGUGAAAAGAAUCAGAAUUCCGUCAAUGUAUAAAGCUGAGUAAAUAUGAAAUGAUGUCAAUAUUCAAAAUUCAGUGCAAAGUUUGUAAUACACGGCAUUGAUGUUGAUUAUCAGUUUUCAUAUUUACUUGCUAAAGCUUUCUAAUCAAAUGGUUAUGUGUUUGCCAUCACAUUAUUUACGGAGCAUCAAACUGACCAACUAAGGGAUUGUUAAGAGUAGUGAGAAUUGUAAAGUAAAUAUGUUUUGAUACUUUACUUCUUAAAAUGUCAAAUUAGAGUUCACUCACUAUUAAUGGGACAUUCUGUAUGGGAACUGCUUACUGAUCUAAACCUCUCAUUCUUGUAAAAGUGAAGCGUGUGUAAUAUCAACUUUUAAAAAACAUGUCUCAACAAAGCAGUUAAUGAAUAAUUGAAUCCCCAUAUUUUUACUAAUUAAAUUAAAUUUCUCAUAUUGAUGGAUACUUGUGAACUUCCUUGUUUAUAUACAAAUGACUGUAAUGAAUAUUCAUUAUCAUGUGAUAGAAAUAAAUUGUCCAAAGUCAAAUGCCUAGUACCUGUGUGUUUAACGAUUUCUUUGUGACUGUCUGUUCUCUAACUGGACAAAGUGAUAGGCGGGUUUCAUUUUCUCUAUCUAAAUACUUUCACUUUGUUAAUUUUCAUCUUUGUGUAGUUGCGCUGUUGUGGUGUCAAUGGUUACGAAGAUUACCGUGAAAGUAUACCCAUUGCAUGUUGUGAUCAUCAUGUAAGCACAUGUCUAAAUGCAUUACUGUCACCCGAAGAAGUUUAUAAAGAAGGUUGCAAAGAUAAAUAUAAAGUAAUGUUGAAAGAUAAAUUGGUCAUUAUAUUCCUUGCAACUGUUUCUAUUGCAGCUUUUGAAAUAUUUUGUCUUCUCUUUUCAAUGGUUAUGUGUUGCACAAUUCGACAAUAUCAUUCAGAUUAUUAUGGAGUCAAUUAUUCAAUUGCUACUUGAUCAACGGAGUAGUUUUUUUCUUCUAAUUAGUGUUAUUUUUUAUCUAAUAUAACACCAGGUACUUUUCGAUUAUUUUCAUGUUUUGUUGUUUUCCAAUCCAACCUUUUUGCUUUCGUUGCUUGUUAUUCUUACUGUCAUUUUUAAAAAAAUUGUUUCUUUGGUGAUUCAAUACCAACCUUUCAUUUUUCUUUAUUCCUAUAUUUCAAUCGUGGAAAAUUCAAAUUCGUAUUUAUGCGAUCCAUUAUCCUGGUAAUACUUUGUGUUAAUCUAUCUAGAAAACCACAAAGAAACAUCGAACUUCUUUCUGGUCUAUGUGGAUGAGUGUAAUUCUGAUAGUACUAUUUUGUCAUUUUCUAUUUUAUGGAAUUAGUAUAAAUUAAACGUUAUAUCAUUGUCAUUUAUAAUGCUCAUUUCAGCUAUCCUCUCCGCUUACAUAAUAACCAUCAUUAAAUUUUGUUUUGAGAACAAAAUAAUAUUUCAAUAAAUUUCCCAUUUUCUAUUCAUCAUCGUAAUAUUUAUUAAAAUUGUUUUUAUUGGAGUCGUUUUCUUAAUUCACAUAAAUUUCAUUGAUUUUCAUGUAAAACAUAAACGUAUUGUUUGACAUUAUCGCCAAUUCCUUCCUUCCUUCCUUCAUAAAUCAUCAUACUUAUAAAAAUUCUUUUAAAUCAUGUGGUAAAUUUAUAAUUGUGUAAUUUUUUUUUGUAGACUAUUGAUCACCAUAUUAGUUGACCGAGUGAAUAAAUUAGUAGUUCUUCUUUAUUAAUUCUUUUUCUUGUUUCAAUUUUUGAUUUGGCCUAAUAUUAUUACUAUUAUGGUUCAUUCAUUUGUAUCUAAUUCUCUUUCAAAUUUCUUUUGCCAUGUUUGCAUAUUGAUUUUUGUUUUCUACAUCUUGUUAAAAGAAAUUGUCAUCACAUACUUUUUUGUGUUGGUUACACUUAGCUUCCACCAAUACGUACACACAAACAUACGCUUGUACAGUGUUCAGAAAAGAAGACGACAAAAAAAGAGAAAAACUGUUAAGCGAGAUAUAUGCGUUCUAUCGAACGUUUGUUCUUUCUGUUGUUGUUAAUGUUUCUGUUGUAUUUUGCUGUUCUUAUUCUAGUCAUCGUUGCUCUUUUCAAGCGUAUUCAACGUUUUUUUUUAAAAAAAGUAAUAUUGUACACAUUUUCAUGCAAGUGGUAAAUAGCAAAACAAAAGAUAAAGUAUUAACCUACUUCAUGUCACUAUAUAUCUAAAUGUAUUGGGGACAAAUAGAGCUAGUUUGUUCUUGAAACUUAUUGAAAUAUUGAUUAAUAUAAGUGAAUAGGUUACAAAGAAUGCCUUGAGGUUUAUUAGACUAAGUCAUUAAACGAUUAGACUAUGAAUAUCAAUCAACUAUGGAAACUUUAUAAUUAGUGCGUGUGUAUGUGUUAUUUAGGUAAAUUAAGGUUACAGUUAGUCAUAUAGUUACAAAACUUGAAAUAAACCUAUAAACAAACACACCAAAAGUAUAACUUACUUAUAAAUAUAAUAAUUUAUGCUGCUAACAUUUGUACCGAAUAUAGUAAGUCCUUUGCUAUGUUGUUGUUCAAAUUCUUGUUAUUGGCACCUAAAGCAUGAUUCUUGUUGUGAUUAUCUUCUGCUUUACUAAUCUCAAAAUUGAUUUUUACGUUACUAUCUUUAAUUUAGUUCACAACUUCCAAGUGAAUAAGCUAACUGCAUUGAACUUUUGUUUCUCUUUGCCCUGUUGUUUUUCAUCCAUUCUGUGUUAUGAAAAAACAAACAAACUAGGUAAUCAAAUAUUGAUAAGAUAUCAUAGCUCAAAGUUUUU